GAAAACUUUCUCUCUUCGAUUCUUCUAACCCUUUGGGGCUCCGAGUUUCCAUUUUUUUUUUCCCGGUCAAUUUGGUUGGCUCUCAGAUCAUUGACUGUGACAAUGGCGAAUAUGAAGCGCUGGAUCGUGACCUACACAAAGCACACGAAGCAGAAGCGCAAAGUUUACCAGGACGGUUUCUUAGAGCUCGACAUCUCUACCAACAAGAUCAUACUCUAUGAUGAUUGCGAGAGGCUCUUGGAAUGCAGGAUCGCGAAGAAGGAUGAAGUAGUUAGCUCUGGUGAAACACUGACAUUCAAUGCUUAUCUUGUUGAUGUGGGUGAUCCUGAGGGAGAUCAUAAGCCUCUAUCUGAUUUGAAUUCACAAGGAAGUGAUAAGAAAAUCACUGAGAAACCCGGUUUGCUGAAAAGACAAAAGUUCAGGAAUCAUUCGGUUUCUUUUGGUAUUGAAGAUAGAAAGAAUGAUGUGGAGAAGAAUAAAGCACGACCAACUUUGAGCCCUUCGCAUAAAAUUAUCAGAGAGUUCAAGAAGAGCGAACUGCACAAGUAUAAAGCACCUCAGAGUAGUCCAGAUACAACAAAACCAAGUAUCGCAGAAUGGCAGGUUCUGUACACUACUCAAGUAACUCAAAAGGCCAAAAAGUAUCAUGAUGGCUUCUUGCGGCUUUCAGCAUGUGGAUCCCUUGGGAGGCAGGUCAUGCUGUUUGAUGCUAGCAAGAAACUCUUAAAUAGCAGGUUCCUUAAAAAAGAUGAAGUAAUAAGGUCGGGUGAAUCGAUAGCUUUUGAUGCACAUUUGGUUGAACUUGGAGAACCUGAUGGAGAACUUAAACCUUUUAUGGAUUCGAAUGUUCAAAGAGACAAUUGCAAUGUUGCUAAAGAAACCGGGACAAUGCAUAGACAAGAGAACUAUGUUGACCUCAGUAAACAUGUUGAAAAAGAGUUCGAGAAGAGUAAACUGGACAAGCAUGGGGCACCAGAGAGUAGUCCAGAUAAAGCAAAGCUUACCUUAAGAGAAUGGCAGGUCCUGUACACUACACAAUUAACUCAAAAAGCGAAGAAGUAUCACGAUGGUUUCUUGCGACUUGCAAUCUGCGGCUCCCUGGGGAGGCAGGUGUUGCUAUAUGAUGCAAGCAGGAAACUUUUAGGUAGCAGGUUUCUAAAAAAAUAUGAAGUUAUAAAAUCUGGUGAAUCAAUAGAAUUGGAUGGUCAUUUGAUUGAAAUUGGGGAACUUGAAGGAAACCGUGAACCUCUAAUGGAUUUGAAUAUUCAAGUGAAUGAUGGCAAUAUUAUUCAAAAAUCAGGGUUGAUGCAUGGGCAACAGGUGUGUCGUACAGACAAAAAAUCUGUUGUAAAAGAAUGGCAUGCUCUAUAUACUAGUCAGAUAGUUCGAAGGAGCAAGAAGUAUCACAGUGGAAUCCUGAAAGUUUCAUUUUGUGGUUCUUUCCAGAUGCAGGUUACCUUACUAAAUGAAGAUAAAACCAUCCUGAGCCGUAAAUUCCUCAGUUUAUCGGAAGAUGUGAGAACAGGAACUCUGCUGGAACUACCCAAAUAUUUGGUGGAGGUUGGUGAGCCAUGUGUAAGUCCUGAAGGAGCACCCCAAAACAAUGCUUGUUUAGAAAAAGACGCGGUUUCAAAGUUUAGCGUCUCUAGUGUAGAUGAGAUCAAAUUAAGCCGGAGAGUUCCUCCAAACAAGCCAAUACGUGAUGCCCAUCAAAUCUUGUCCAACCUCCAAAAACCUAUGGCUCAGGAAAGCAAUGUUGCAGACUAUAUGGAUAAUAGCACAAUGGAAAUGGGUUCCUCUAUCAAGGAGCCUCAAGUUGCAGACACUGUUUUACUGGAUUUUCCUGAAGAUAUUCAACCACCAAGAGCAUCUUUGCAACAUCAUGAAUCAAGUGAAAAUGUAGGCAUUUGGGAAUCUAGUGAAAAUAUAGACAUUGGGAACUCUCCUGAUCUUAUAUCUUGUGAAGCUAUAUCUAGUCGUAAUGGCAGUGAAUUGUCCAAGGAUGUCGAUCUUGAUAACUCCCACCAGCCUUGUUUGGACAAAGUUGAGGCUGGGCCUCAAAGGUGUGAUGGAGCUUUCCCUUUUGGUAAAUCAAUCUCGACUCCUUGUGCUUCUUAUGACCCUGUCGAUGACGUAAAGAAGACUUCAAAGGAGCAUACAUGUACAAGGGAGAUAGAAGAGCCUCCCAGUUUUGAUCUAGGAUUUUGAACAGCAGGUGAUAUA
Corylus avellana is the source of this 2223-nucleotide messenger RNA. RefSeq lists its product as uncharacterized. Lineage: Eukaryota; Viridiplantae; Streptophyta; Magnoliopsida; Fagales; Betulaceae. Gene Ontology annotation, cellular component: site of double-strand break; nucleus. Gene Ontology annotation, biological process: double-strand break repair. The record is from RefSeq and is a predicted model, not a curated record.